This is a messenger RNA of Pelagomonas calceolata, 1670 nucleotides long. Lineage: Eukaryota; Pelagophyceae; Pelagomonadales; Pelagomonadaceae. The record is from the annotation of a GenBank genome assembly.
UGCUCUGUCGCUGCCACAGCACUGAUUCGCUUUCGUCGUGGCAUCGUUUUGCACUGCUGCGACAACUGUCCGAAAGCGCCGCGGACAGCAAAAGCAAAACCGCACGCGUGCGACCCAAUAGUGUUGGUGCUCUCAGAGUGCUCAAUUGAACAAGCUCGCGAAGGCAUCGAACGGUGCAAACAAACGCGUUGCAGAGCCUCUGUGGAGCCCUGGCCUCGUGCCCCGUGAAUCUCAGGAGCAAUAACAAAAAUGCAGCCCCCAACCUCGCUCCUCGCGGCCUCGCGCGCGAGGCAGGGCUACGGCAUCGUGCACGCCGCGCCCCAGCCCACAGAAUCACUCGACAGCAAGAUUUUAAGUAUUGCGGCACCUUCAUUACUCGCACUAGCUUUGGACCCCGUCCUCGCGGCGGUGGACGUCGCCUUCGUCGGUAGGUGCGGCGAAAACAGCGGCGCCGUCCCGCUCGCGGCCGUCGCCGCCUCGACGGGCUUUUUUGGAUUUGUUUUUAGUGCCACGAACUGCUUCGCCUCAGCGGGAACGCCCCUCGUGGCCAAGGCUGAAGUAGACGACGGCGAGGCCGCCGCUUUACGGUUGGGUGGCGCCAUCGUCAAGGCCGCCGCUUUAACGGGCGUGCUGCUCUGCCUCUUCUCCGAAUUGAUAGCACCCCAGGCCAUGGCGCUCUUCGCUCCAUCAAACUUGAUCGACGAGUCGGUAGCGUUCACACGACUUAGAGGUAUCUCGGCGCCGGCCGUCGUGGGAGCUGCCGCUUUAAAUGGCGUGCUGCGCGGCGUCGGCGACCCGCGCGCUGCGUUAGAUGCUGCUGCUUUAGCUGCCCUGAUCAACGUUUGCCUAGAUGUUGUACUCGUGUGGCAAUUAGGACUGAACCCGAACGGCGCCGCGAUCGGCACGGCAUGUGCGGAGUGGGUCGCGUUGCUAUAUCUCGCUCUACGCUUCGCGAAGCGUUCAACUGGCGUCGAGGCCCUUCCUCUCGGAAAAGGAUUGGAGACGUUCGCUACCGCCGCUCUGGCGACGCUAGUCCGAACCCUAUGUCUGCAGGCUUUCUUGGCGGCAACGACGGCCUUCAUUUCCGUCACGAGUGCGGACCCGACGCUGUUGGCGGCGCAUCUGGUCCUGAAGCAGUUUUAUAUCAUUAUGAGCUUUGUCACGGACGCUCUAGCUAUCGCGGCGCAGCAGCUCGUGGCCGCGGCGCCGUCUACCCUUGAAGCGCGACAACGGGCGACGCGUUUACUAGGAUGGGGCUUCGUGACCGGUGUCGUCCUGGCGGCUUUAUUAUAUGUCAUCCCACCUUCCUUACUCACGGACGAUGCACGAGUCGCAGAAGAAGCGUCUAUUGAACUAUUGAGGAUCGUGGCCCCUUUACAACUCCUUUCGUCGUUGGUCUUUGUGGGCGACGGCAUCUUACAGGGCUCGCGCGACUUCAAGUUCGAGGCCUUUGCGGUCGCGCUGGCUUCCGUGGGAGGCGCCGCGGUGUUGAUCCUGGAACAGCGGCCGCCCGACGGCGCGCUGGCGACGGCGUGGGACGCCGUCGCCGUGCUGAACGCCCUGCGCUUUUUGACGUUCGCUGGGCGGUUUUAUCUGAGAGGACCUCUCCUUGAUUCGGACGAGGCUGACGCGGAGGCGCCGCCAGAGGUGAAGUAACUUAUUUGUCCGUG